CUGUACUGGCUGUAGAUCAAUCUGUGGUGGACUUGGAGACCAUCGAAGCGCUGUAUGAAAAUAGAGCGCAGCCAGAAGAACUGGAGAGGAUCAGGAAGCAUUACGAGACGUCGGAGGAAGAAGACAUUAAACUGCUGGACAAACCUGAACAGUUCCUGUAUGAGCUGUCUCAGAUCCCAGACUUUGCAGGCAGAGCUCACUGCAUCAUCUUUCAGUCGACCUUCAUCGAUGGGAUCGCGUCUAUCCAACGCAAGCUCAACACAGUUUCAUGUGUCUGUAAGGCUCUGCUGGAGAGCGAUGGUGUAAAAGAUGUGGUGGGACUGGUGUUGGCUCUGGGGAACCACAUGAACGGAGGCAACAGGACCAGAGGUCAGGCCGACGGCUUCGGCCUAGAGAUUCUACCCAAACUAAAGGACGUCAAGAGCAGAGACAAUCGAAUCAGCCUGGUGGACUACGUGGUGUCAUACUACCUGCAAAAUGUGGAUAAGAACGCCGGCACAGACAAGAGCAUGUUCCCUCUUCCUGAACCUCAGGACGUCUUCCUGGCUGCGCAGGUCAAGUUUGAUGACCUCAACAGAGACCUGAGACAGCUUGGACGAGAUCUGACAA
Plectropomus leopardus (leopard coralgrouper) is the source of this 609-nucleotide messenger RNA. Lineage: Eukaryota; Metazoa; Chordata; Actinopteri; Perciformes; Serranidae. The record is from RefSeq and is a predicted model, not a curated record.